Messenger RNA from Scatophagus argus, 1398 nucleotides. Its product is annotated as PEST proteolytic signal-containing nuclear protein-like. The record is from RefSeq and is a predicted model, not a curated record. The coding region runs from base 128 to 688 and encodes 186 amino acids. The transcript has 6 exons. Lineage: Eukaryota; Metazoa; Chordata; Actinopteri; Scatophagidae. Gene Ontology annotation, biological process: proteasome-mediated ubiquitin-dependent protein catabolic process; protein ubiquitination. Gene Ontology annotation, cellular component: nucleus.
CGCUAAAAUCACUGUUACUCGUAACGUAGAAAAGACUUGCUUGCCGCAGACAGGUCUCUUGCUACCUUGCUAACCUGGUGUUAGCAUCUAACGUUGGACAACUUAAAUCAUGCGGCGCAAGUCAUAAAUGAGUAACUGUGUUUUUAUUAUUUGUUGUCAGACUGUGCCUACAGUACUCGUAAAUAACUCUGAUAUUAUCGAUAAUUUGGCACGUCUGCCACAGAGUCCCCUUGCGGACUUUCAAAACAGAAACUGUUGUUCACCUUGCACUGUGGGAGGAGAAGGGACAGCAGUCAAACGCACAUCCCAGCAUGUCACACCCGAAGAUGAGGACGAGUCCUCAGCAGACCCACCAGUUCCCCGCAAAGUCUCCAAGAUAGGCUUUAAUAUGAGCAGUCAGAUGGGCAAAAAGUCGAAUCCCAUAUCCAUCAAACUCGGAGCAACUAAACCCAAAGAUCCUGUACCAUCACUCCCUCCAAAAAAACCAGGGCUGGCAUCCGUUUUUAAUGAAGAUGAUGAUAGUGAACCUGAAGAGAUGCCUCCAGAAGCAAAGAUGAGGAUGAAGAACAUUGGCAGGGAGACACCAACAUCUGCAGGACCAAAUUCCUUCAACAAGGGCAAGCAAGGCUUCUCCGAUCAUCAAAAACUUUGGGAGAGGAAGUUGAAGGCCCACUCAGAUAAACUGUAAAUGACAACUGCAGUUUUUGUCACUAAUGGAUAAUUUUCUAUAGUUUAAAAUCAUGUCAGAUAAAUCUACAAAGUCUCAAGUUAUUCUUCAACAUAGCCUUGUGUUUGGCAACUUCUCAGCUUUGUGGACAUCAGUUGAAGAAUACUUUGUGAUACUCAACGACUGAACUCAUGUUUACGUUUCUAAACACUAGUGGCUGAUGAUAACUUCAAGGAGCAGUACCUGAGUGUCAAACCUCUGAUGAGAAGUGAAGAAGUUUGUGGAGAUGGGAAAACAGAUCAGCCAGAAUAUUGUUUAAAAUAUGUAAAGUUAUCUACGGUUGCUUUCUGCUGGCUAAUGAGAAUCUUAGAGCCUCUGUACCCCCUUUGUGACACACCCGUUCCUAUCUGAAGCUGGUGAGGUGAGAUCCUGUGCAAGUUCUUAGUGUCGCUUGUCUGAUAUUUGUGUAAAAAUGUACAUAGAAGUGUGACCAUGUUUUAUUUUUAAAACCACAAAGGGGAGUGUGUCUGCGUGUGUGUGCGCGUGGGUAUGUUGGGCAUAGAUUAGACAUACAUUGUUUGGUUUCAUUUACUGAACAUCUGUAUUCAACCCUUUGUUUCGCUAGAUGUGCCACAACAAUAGGCAGUCUUGUUUUAUUUUAAUGUUUGAAUUUUGUGCCAGUAUUUCUGGUUUUGCUUACUCAAUACAGAAUUUCUGUCUGCUUCAGUGAA